ACCCCCAGGCUGUGACUGCACACUAUUUCUAUGGUUGCCAGGUUUUCCUCCUUAGGCAUUCCCCACGACAGAUUUCCUCCGUUCUGUCCUGUUGGGCCAUCUCCCCAUCAGCAGCAGUCCUCAUCCUGGGAUUUCUCUCCAAUCCCCAUGGCUCCAGCAUCCAACCACCGUGGGCACCAGAGGAUCAGCGACCUUGUUCAAGGGUCCUGCCUGCUCCUGCUGCUGGUGGUGUCAAAUCCACUCUUGUGCCAGGGUGAGGACUAUGCACCAUACUGUAAAAACCAAACUGGCGAGUGCCGGAUUCCCCUUCAAAACCUGUUUGACACUGCAACCAUGGUGGCUAACUACAACCGAAGGCUCGCCAGGGAAAUGUUCGAUGAAUUUGGUAAGCAGUACGGCCAGAGAAAAAACUUAACUCCCAAGGUCCUCAGCAGCUGCCACACUACAUCCAUCACCACCCCUGAAAACAAAGAAGAAGCUGAAAAUACAGAGGACAAAAUCCUUUUUAGGUUGGUAGUCAGUUUGCUCCACUCGUGGGAUGAACCUCUGCAUCACCUAGUCACAGAGCUACUGCGCUUGAAAGAAGCCUCACCUGAUCUCUUGUCAAAGGCUGCAGAGAUUGAGGAAAAGACCAAAGUACUUCUAGAAGGUGUGGAAGAGAUACAAAAAAGGGUUCAUCCUGAAGAGCAGGAGAAGGAGACCUCCUAUCCAGUGUGGUCAGAACUCUCCUCCCUGAUGUCGGAAGAUGAUGAUGUGAACAAAACUACUUUUUAUAAAAUGUUCCACUGCCUACAAAGGGAUUCAAGUAAAAUUGAAACCUACCUCCAGAUGCUGAAGUGCCGAUACACCACAUGCUAAGCCCACAACUAUCCCAGCCAAUCCUGAGAUGGUUAGUGAUGAUCCAUCCCGUUGCAAGCUUCUUUGAAUUUUAUAGCUAUUUAAUGCAUGUUUGGGUGUAAUGGGUCUCAUCUGAAACAAAAUAAACACAGACUCUGUAGAGAUGUCAAAAUCUAAGAAGGAAA
Molecule: messenger RNA, 1022 nt
Organism: Cervus elaphus (red deer)
Lineage: Eukaryota; Metazoa; Chordata; Mammalia; Artiodactyla; Cervidae
Product: chorionic somatomammotropin hormone 1-like
Exons: 5
Coding region: 31-858 (275 amino acids)
Biological process (GO): response to nutrient levels; positive regulation of cell population proliferation; positive regulation of lactation
Cellular component (GO): extracellular region
Molecular function (GO): prolactin receptor binding; hormone activity
Source: RefSeq, a predicted model, not a curated record